Symbiodinium natans is the source of this 432-nucleotide messenger RNA. Lineage: Eukaryota; Dinophyceae; Suessiales; Symbiodiniaceae. The record is from the annotation of a GenBank genome assembly.
AUGGAAACCUCUCCAAGCCACUCUGCGCAGGACCACCAGGCGGCACCGGUCAACACAGAUGCUGACAACAAGUUCAACUCUAGUGAUGGAAUGGAGGGUGUUCCGCCAGUUCCUGGUUCUCCGGCUGCUGACGAGACCGGGGCGGUAGCGGCGAACGACACAGCCGCCGAUAAUAAGUUCAACUCUAGCGAUGGAAUGGAAGGGGUUCCGCCAGUUCCUGGUUCUCCGGCUGCUGCAGAUGACAGCAGCAGUGCGGCAACAAACAACACCGCUGCUGCGGACAACAAGUUCAACUCUAGCGAUGGCAUGCAAGGUGUGACAGCAGUUCCGGCAUCCACGGCGUCCGAGGAUGGUGACGAUGACGACGACGAUGACGACGACGAUGACGACGACGAUGACGACGACGAUGAGGACGACGAUGAGGACGACUGA